Molecule: messenger RNA, 576 nt
Organism: Aspergillus heteromorphus CBS 117.55
Lineage: Eukaryota; Fungi; Ascomycota; Eurotiomycetes; Eurotiales; Aspergillaceae
Exons: 4
Coding region: 1-576 (191 amino acids)
Source: RefSeq, a predicted model, not a curated record
AUGGCUGACCCUGGCCCCGGCCACUUCACGGCUCCUGGCAGCGCUGUGUUCGUUACCAAUGCUAUCGAGAAUGCUUCGAACCCCUCGGAUUACGGAUUCCAUCACGGACCGAUCUCUACCACUGUCCCGAUCCCUGACGACGAGGACGAUAUCAACACUGUUGCCGAAACUGGCUGGGACGCGGACCAGAUGGUGUUGAGUCGCUUUCACAGCGGCAUCUGUUGGAUCGAAGUUAACCCGGGCGAGAUGUGUGGGAUGGUCUUUGAUCGCGCUCCGUCGCUGUACAGACACAUCAGAGAAGGGCAUCAUGUUGAUCUUCGUACUCAGACGACCGGCAACAUCCGCCUCGCCGAGAGGGUCGCUGGCCAGAACGCGCUCCGCCUUUAUAUUCGCGAUCAGCACUGGCGUUUUGCGCACUUUGUGCACGAGCACGAUGACGAUCUAGCGGUCAAUCGCCGAUAUAUCGGCUUUCUGGGACUUUUUCUUGACUUGUCUUUUGCUGAACGCCGACUCCGCUCGGGUGACGUACUAUUCGUCAACUUCACACCCGACGAUGCAUACACUGUGGAUGGCUGA